Messenger RNA from Colletotrichum chrysophilum, 834 nucleotides. RefSeq lists its product as uncharacterized. Gene Ontology annotation, molecular function: orotidine-5'-phosphate decarboxylase activity. Gene Ontology annotation, biological process: 'de novo' UMP biosynthetic process; 'de novo' pyrimidine nucleobase biosynthetic process. Bases 1 to 834 code for a protein of 277 amino acids. The record is from RefSeq and is a predicted model, not a curated record. The transcript has 2 exons. Gene Ontology annotation, cellular component: cytosol. Lineage: Eukaryota; Fungi; Ascomycota; Sordariomycetes; Glomerellales; Glomerellaceae.
AUGAAGACAAACAUCGAGGGCAAUGGUUGCAAUCCGAAAGCGGCCUACCAUGCGCGGGCACAAAUACACCCACACCCGGUCGCUAAACGACUAUUUGAGAUCGCCGAAACCAAGAAGUCGAAUUUGAUCAUUUCGGCCGACUUCAGAACCACCGCAGAGAUGUUAAAAUGUGCCUAUGACAUAGGACCGUACAUCGCCGUCUUCAAGACACACAUCGACAUGAUAUCAGAUUUCUCCGACCUCACGAUCAACGGGCUUAGAGCCAUCGCGCGAACACACAACUUCCUCAUCUUCGAGGACCGCAAGUUCGUUGAUAUCGGGCACACCGUCAUCGGGCAGUACCACGGCGGGGCGCUGCGCAUCUCCGAAUGGGCAGACAUUGUCAACAUCUCCAUCCUUGGCGGGGAGGGCAUUGUAGAUGCGCUCGACCAGACCAUUAAGCACCCUACCUUUCCGUUUCAGGGGCAAAGAGCGCUGCUGCUUCUAGCGGAGAUGACUUCGCAAGGUAGCCUGGCCGGCGGCGAGUACACACAGAGGUGCGUAGAGCUGGCGGCGAGGUACCCGGAGUCUGUCAUUGGGUUCGUGGCCACCAAGGCUUUGACCACGGUUGGAGAGGACGCGGACUUUGUGACCUUCACGACAGGGGUGAACAGGUCCGCGGAAGUUGAUGAGCUUGGCCAGCAGUACCAGACGCCAAGGUCUGCGGUCCUUGGCGGCUCGGAUUUCAUUAUUGCCGGAAGGGGUAUUCUUGGUGCAACCUCUCCGGUUGCUGAGGCUAUUCGGUACCGAAGGGAAGGUUGGGAAGCGUACCUGGACCGUACUGGACAAAGAUGA